AUGACUUCAAAUAAACCAGUAGCGCUCGUCAUUGGGGCGUCUCGCGGCAUCGGAAGGCAGAUAUCGAUCGACUUGGCUCGCAACGGAUACGCAGUUGUCGUUGCUGCGAAAACAACAUCCGACGCCAGUACAACCACCCCUUUCCCACCUGAUCCGAACUCCCCGCAAUCAACCAUCAACACCGUUGAGCGCGAAAUCCGGGAAUCCGGCGGUGACGCGACCGCCAUUGUCGUCGACACCAGAGACGUUUCUCAAAUCAACAACCUUUUCGCCGAAACCGUGCGCAUCUACGGCAAACUUGACGUCUUGGUAUACAAUUCUGGCGCGAUAUGGUGGUCGUCUGUCGAGAAUACUCCCGUGAAACGUUUCCAAUUGAUGCAAAGAAUCAACCCAGAAGGGCUGUAUGCGAGUGUGCAAGCAGCGCUGCCGUACUUCAAGAAGAAUGCCUGGAAAGGAAGGGUUAUUGUUGUUUCGCCACCCAUCUACUCGAGGUUUUUUCGCGGAAAGACCGCAUAUGCGAUGGGCAAGGUUGGCAUGAGCGUGUUGACUAAAGGGUUGGCAAUGGACUUUGUUCGACAAGGGCGAACAAAUAUGGCUAUUACGAGUAUCUGGCCUGCGGCGUCCAUCGAAUCUGCUGCCACGGGGUCCAUGGUUAAGAAUGACCCAGCAUCAGAAAAAGACCUACGGAAGCCAACAAUCUUCUCAGACGCGAUCCUGGCAAUGCUCAAAGCCCCCGCUGAAUCCGUAAACGGUCUUUUAGACCUGGAUGAAGAUUUUCUUAGGAAUCGCUGCGGCGUAACCGAUUUCUCUAAAUAUUCGGUAGUAUCAGGUGCAACACCGCGACGGAUUAUGCCGGCUGAAUUCCCUACUUUGGAAGUCGCAGAGCAGGAUGAUGAAGGGAAGCGAAUGGAUAGUACUCAAUUACGAGCGGGCAGGGAGAAAUUGUGA
Talaromyces proteolyticus is the source of this 948-nucleotide messenger RNA. RefSeq names its product short chain dehydrogenase family protein. The record is from RefSeq and is a predicted model, not a curated record. Bases 1 to 948 code for a protein of 315 amino acids. NCBI's taxonomy places the organism in Eukaryota, Fungi, Ascomycota, Eurotiomycetes, Eurotiales, Trichocomaceae. The transcript has 5 exons. Gene Ontology annotation, molecular function: oxidoreductase activity.